AUGACUCAAAAGGUGAGCACGAUCAUCGAGGCCAUAGUUCUCAGUUUUAUCUGUGGAGUUUCCUCUUUAGGAAAUGCUACUUUAUUUUUUGUCUUCACUCGAAAGAAGCAUCUUCGCACCAUCUCCAAUGGUUUUCUUCUCAAUCUUGCAUUUGCUGAUUUACUCGUGUCCAUGUUAAACAUGCCUAUAACUGUGGUCACUAUCAUCAAAGAACGUUGGAUUUUUGGAAAUACUGCCUGCGUUUUCUUUGGAUUCAUCACGAUGCUUUCGUUUGUUUCAUCAGUGAUGUCGCUUGCUAUGAUAGCCAUUAACAGAUACUAUUACGUAGUACAGUGGAAGACAUACUCCAUCACCUUCACAACGAAGAAGUCGGCUUUGUUUGCCGCAGUCGUGUGGUUAAUAUCUGUGUUGUUAUCUGUCCCACCGUUGUUUGGCUGGGCGGAAUAUCGUUAUAUUCCCGGGAAAUCUUACUGUUUUGUAUCUUGGCCUUCUAAUGUUUUUUACAUGUAUUUCAUGAUGGUCAUAUGUUUUUGUGGUCCACUUAUCGCGAUGUCUCUCUCUUACUAUAAUAUCUUAAAGUUUACGAGGGAGGCUGCGCGGCGGGUAAAUCAACAAAGAGGUAACAUUCGUGAAAACGAAGAAUUAGGCACGGAAAGAGAACAUGCGGCCGUAAGCAUUUCGCGUCGUGAAAGAAAUAAAACGGUUUUCAAGAUGUCGCAAGAUGAAAUUAAGCUCACCAAUACUUUAUUAAUUGUUGUUGCCUGUUUCAUGGCUUGUUGGGCACCAUUUGUAAUGACCAUGUUUUUGGACGUUUACUAUUUAAACCCACUUCCAAGAGCGGUAGACGUGGGUACACUGUUGUUAGGUUACGCGAACAGUAUGUGCAACCCAAUGGUGUAUGGAAUAAGGAAUCCAGUUUUUAGGAGAGAACUGGCUAGCUUGUUUUCGUCAUGUACUACAAAUCGGACAGUUCAUGUAAGUCAACCAGUAGUUGCUUUUGCUGAGAGCAAGAAGUAACACUAACACUAAGAAUUAAAUAAUUACAUAGAAUUAUUCAAAUAUAAUUAGUGAAAGCAGGACAUUCGGAAUCACUGCGAAUAUCAACCAGAAAUUUCAGUAUAGUGACUCCUCAAAUUUUCCUCUAAAAGCAAACAUAUCAACAUAGUUCGACGUGAAGAGGCAGCCUUGAAGUGAAGCUGUGAUAUUCAUAUGGCUAUGAAAUCACAUUUAA
This is a messenger RNA of Pocillopora verrucosa, 1231 nucleotides long. Its product is annotated as G-protein coupled receptor 161-like. Gene Ontology annotation, molecular function: neuropeptide Y receptor activity. Gene Ontology annotation, biological process: G protein-coupled receptor signaling pathway. NCBI's taxonomy places the organism in Eukaryota, Metazoa, Cnidaria, Anthozoa, Scleractinia, Pocilloporidae. Gene Ontology annotation, cellular component: membrane. The record is from RefSeq and is a predicted model, not a curated record.